This is a messenger RNA of Heterostelium album PN500, 4788 nucleotides long. It is a transcript of the gene pldC, whose product is annotated as phospholipase D1. Lineage: Eukaryota; Evosea; Eumycetozoa; Acytosteliales; Acytosteliaceae. The record is from RefSeq and is a predicted model, not a curated record. Bases 1 to 4788 code for a protein of 1595 amino acids. Gene Ontology annotation, molecular function: catalytic activity. Gene Ontology annotation, biological process: cell motility. The transcript has 6 exons.
AUGGAAACUCCCCAUUCAACUGGAGGAGUAGGUGUUACAAACAAUGGAAAUGAUGGUGAUGUUGAACCUUUAGCAUCGUCGUCGUCGAAUGCAACAACAAUCACUACAACAACAACAACUACUACUGCAGUGAUACCUACUCCUACUCCCACCACCACUACCAACAACGGCAACAACAAUAGCAUUGGCAGUAGUGUAAACAAUAGUAGUAGUUCAUUUCUUAAUACAAAUAGCCUCAAUAGUAAUCGUAGUAGUAUGAAUGGUAGUCAUGGAAGCAGACUCAGACAAAAGUUGAAAUUAACAAGUAGUAGCAAUGGUGUCAAUAGAUAUAGCAAUAGCAAUGAUAAACAACUCUCAAAUUCAUCUUCGUCUUCAUCUAGUGCCAACAAUACAACUACUGUCAUUAGUAGUACUACAACAACAACCUCAUCUUCGAAUAAUAAUAAUAAUAAUAAUUAUAAUAAUAAUAAUAAUAAUAAUAAUAAUAAUAAUAAUAAUAAUAACAAUAGCAACAAUAGUAAUUCACAUCUGAAAGCACCUCCUCCUUCACCUACACAUUCACCUAAACAUCAUAAAAUAUCAAAGUUUGUUAAUUAUAAUUAUUAUAAAAAUAAAUUGAAACCUAAUAAGCAUCAAAAUCAACAACAACAACAACAACAACUACAACAAGCUCAGCAACAAACUCAACAACCAAACAAUAAACACCUAUCCAAUGCUACAGAUAGUAGCGGUCACCCAAAUCCAUCGACAUCACCAUCAUCAUCAUCCAAAUCAACAUCUUUUUUAAACACAGCAGAGACACCUCAUUAUCUUUUACCAGAUCCUAUAAAACAACAACAACAACAACAACCACAACAUACUCAUCAUCAUCAUCAUCAUCAUCAUCAGGAACAACAACAAGAAAUCAUAGUAAAUAAUGCACAUAUUGAAACAAUGGAUAGUAGGUUCGUACCUAAUCCACUACCGGUAUCAUCAAACAAUGUUUUACUAAAGGAUAGGAACAAAACGUUGGUACUGGACAGUACAGGUGCCAAUAGACACAGUGGCGGCGAUCAUUUGAUGUUGGACGAAAAGAAUCUCGAUGAACUCUUCUACCAGAUUGAAUCACUCAAUCUCAAUGGAGAAGACUACUCGCCGUAUCACAACGGCAGUGACAGCGAUACCUACAGCGACAGCAGCAGUGCCUACAGCUACAUGAGUGACAGCAAUAUCAGUAGCAGUACCGCUGCCACCAACAACAUGCCACCGACCAACUCGAACACCAACAAUCCAAAUAGCAAUAAUAGUCACAUCACCACAACCACUACAACUCAAUCCGGACCAACCUUAAUAACAACCACCACAACAACCACCAACGCCAACAACAACAAUCACAGCAACAGCAAUAGCACCAGUAGCACACCCUCUAGAAGUCAUACAUUUAGUGGGCAUGUAAACAGUAUGAAAGCAGCUCUAUUCACACCGCCACUACGACGUCAUUUGGCACCUAGAAAACGUUCGAAUUCGACCAUGGUCGAAAAUCAUCUUUAUAAAAAAACAUAUUUUGCAAGAGAAGAAUUACAUAAUCUAUAUAAUCUAUUUAGAAAAGAUGAGAUUUCACUACAGGAUUUCUCAGAGUUUCUUAUAUUUCAAGGUCUUUGGUUUCUCACUAAUCUACCACAUGGUAUUAAUAUAUUGUCAGAGAUUCUGGCGACCAGUGAGCACGAUGAGAAGUCAAAUACCUCGACAACCAUGAUCGACGAUAUGAUUCAACAGAAACAUAAACAACAACAAGCAGAACAACAAGCAGAACAACAAGCAGAACAACAGAAACAACAACAGCAACAACAACAAAACGAACCAACCGAGAAUAUGCAUAUUUCAACACCAACAACAUCCGAUACAAUACCGAAAGCAACAACAACAACAACAACAAGUACCACCACUACAACAACAACCACUAGCACAGCAGCAGCAGCAGCAGCAACAACAACCACAUCGACCACUACAACAUCGACUGAUUUACCAACUAACGAACCAAAUAGUCCGUCUGGUCCAGAGAUUGAUGAAAUAGGUGCAUUCAGUUAUCAACUGCUGUUGGUAAAGAACUCUAAUAUUUACAGUGGAAAGAACUUACAGAAUGCCGAGUUUAGCUAUCUAAACAAAUCGGUAUUGGUCAACAAAUGGCGUAGUGUCAUCGAUCGACUCGUACAACUACUCUUUAUUUACAUUGCCAAGAAGUUUCAACUUGCACCCAACAAAAAUCCAUCUAUAUCACAUAUUAUUGAUUUAAUUUCAAUUAUGACAAGAGGAACUAUUAAAGAAAGAUCUGAAUUGGUUUUUAGAAUUUGUAAAAAGAAAUCAGAAGAGUAUAUUUAUAAAUCAGAGUUGUUAGAGUUGGUUAGAUUAGUAGAUUCACUGACGGUUUUCAAUGAGUUUGGUUAUGGAAAUAUUGGAACACCAGAGGAGAUUGUCAAUACCAUUUUCAAAGAGUCUUCGAGUAAUCUCAAUUCAAUACAGAAAGGUGCUGUUCUAAAAUCAACCACCGAUUUCUAUACCAAGGAAAUGAAUGCAUCCAUGGUACACGAUGCAUUCCUUCGUCGUGCCAACGUCAACCCAGAUCUACCGAGAUGUUUCGGUUUCUUUGAUCUAAUGUAUUUUUGUUUAGUUAAACCAAUUGAAGAUUUACAUUCAAAUGUAAAACAACAACAAUGUGCAGGUUAUCUUUAUAAAGUUAAAUAUGUUGGAUUCUUAAAGUAUGCAUAUUCACUACGUUACUUUGAGUGUAGGAAUGGAUUUUUGAUUGCCUACAAACGUUUGUCUAGUAAACCGUCAAAGGUCAUCUGUUUGUUCAAUACCAGUGUAAAGGUGUUGCCAAAGGAACAUCCGAACCAUCACAACUAUCCUUCGAUCUUGAAGAAAGUGCUACGCUCCAAUGCCAAGGAGAUCGAGGAGAGCAAGGAUGCCACCGAUUUCGUGUUGGACACAUUCGACAAGGAGUAUACAUUCAUUGCCCUCACCACAUCAAAGGCAUCGAUGUUUGUCAAUACCAUUCGUUCCAAUUCGAAAGGAUCAUAUCGUUUUCAUUCUUUUGCAAUGCCUCGAGACGAUAUUCAGGUCAACUACUACAUCAACGGUUUGGAUUACUUUGAGCGUAUCUACUACGCCAUAAAGAAUGCGCGAAACGAGAUUUUCAUUGGUGGAUGGUGCAUAUCGCCAGGUAUCACUCUCAUCAGAGAUCCCAAUUGCAGCGCAGAGGAAGCCGACCGAUACAGACUCGACAAACUACUCUUUAAGAAAGCAGCGGAAGGUGUUAAGAUCUAUGUUUUGAUCUGGGACGAAACAACGCUUGCCACUGAUCUAGGUUCGCGUUUCGUAAAGGCAUUGUUUGAGAAGCUACACGCCAGAAACAUCAAGGUCAUCAGACAUCCACCGUUCGUUCCACUCUCGUGGUCACAUCAUCAAAAGAUUGUAGUGAUCGACCAGGUUCUUGCAUUCCUCGGUGGACUUGAUCUGUGUUACGGUCGCUACGACAACCAUUUCUUCAAACUAGCGGAUUCCGAAGAGAAAGUAUUCCCUGGACCCGACUACAUCAAUACCUGCAUUGUGAAACCACGUUCGAACGAGCGCAUCUGUCUUAUCGAUCGUAACAACCACCCGAGAAUCCCAUGGCACGACGUCUCUGUUUCCGUCAAUGGCAAUGCUGCGCGUGAUAUCGCCACCAACUUUAUUCAACGUUGGAAUCACGCAAAGAAUUCGAACAGAGACUACAAGAAGUAUCCAUAUCUCGUUCCAACACUGGAACCACUGCCACCAACCAACGGUACUUCCAAAGUGCAGAUUGUCCGAUCGGUAUGUGAUUGGUCUGCAGGUCAAUCGCUAGAGAACUCUAUCUACAAGGCAUACAUCAAUCUCAUCAACAUGUCACAACACUUUAUCUACAUUCAGAAUCAAUAUUUCAUUACAUCCGUUGGAACACCACAGCCAAACAAUCAAAUUUCAUUUGCAUUAUUUAAAAGAAUUGAAAAAGCAAUUUUAUGUAAUGAGGUAUUUAGAGUUAUCGUUUUGUUACCGGUUCAUGCAGAGGGAGAUGUCAAUACUGCUGACAUUCAGUUGAUUGUUAAAUGGACAUUCAAAUCGAUUCAAGGUAUCAAGUCAGAACUCUUGGCAAAGUAUCCACAAGUCGAUAUCGAUCAAUAUAUCUCUUUCAACUCCAUGAGAAACUGGUGUAUCAAUGGUGAUGUCAUCUUUACGGAGCAGGUCUAUGUUCAUUCGAAACUGAUGAUCGUUGACGAUAGAAUUACAAUUAUCGGAUCGGCAAACAUCAACGAUCGUUCGAUGAACGGCUCGAGAGACUCUGAGAUUUGUGCGGUCAUCGAGGACAAAGAUAUGACAGAGUCGCGAAUGAACGGUAAGCCAUACAUGGCCGGUUCUUUUGCACUACGUCUACGUCUACAGCUCUGGGAGAAUCAUCUUGGUCUAACACAGAAACCAGAUCCCAUCAUGAGCUACGCCGUACAGGAUCCAGUCGUAUCGUCGACCUACAAUGAAAUCUGGCGAAGUAUCGCAACCAACAACACUCUGAUCUACAAACACACAUUCGGAACCUAUAUUCCUGACAAUUGCCGUAAGAUCUCACAGUUCAAUCGUGACGGUAGAAUACCAUCCAACAUAGUAGAGCACACCAUGCUCACCAGCAUCAAAGGUUACAUCAUUGAAUUCCCAUUAGGAAUGUUAGUAGAAGAUGGUGAACCAUCCUCUGUCAUCUCUGACAUCAUCACCAGUAUGAAACUUGUCAUAUUAGAUUAG